Molecule: messenger RNA, 819 nt
Organism: Clonostachys rhizophaga
Lineage: Eukaryota; Fungi; Ascomycota; Sordariomycetes; Hypocreales; Bionectriaceae
Source: the annotation of a GenBank genome assembly
AUGGCUUCCAACAAUACUGCAAAGACUCUGAAGGACCUACACGUCCCUUCGCGGCCCCUCAUCAUUCCAAAUGUGUGGGACAUCGCAUCCCUUAACGCACUCAUUUCUCUCAAUACCGAAGAAAACAGGCCCGUGAAGGCCAUUGCUACCGCAUCUUACGCUAUUGCAGCGACCUUGGGAAUCCCGGACGAGCAACUCAGUUACGACCAGAAUCUUGAAGCCAUCGCUAGGCUUGCGCCCGUCGCCGCCAAAGCAGGCCUACCACUUUCCACCGACCUCCAGGAUGGAUACGGUUCCCGUAUUGCCGAGGCUGUGACUGCGGCCAUUAAAGCCGGCGCCGUGGGAGCCAAUAUCGAGGACACUCACCCAGAAACAGGGGUGUUCUAUGGCAUUGAGGAGCAGGUUGGGCGGUUGAAGGUUGCGCUAAAUGCAGCUGCAGAUGCGGGCUGUCCCGACUUUGUCCUCAAUGCGCGGUGCGACGCCUUCUACCCCCCGAGCUCGGCUUACCUCCCGCAAGAUUCUCUCAUGGAUGAAGCCGUUGCUCGUGGACAAGCCUACCUUGAGGCCGGCGCCACCACUGUGUUUUUCUGGGGCGGCUCAGGGCGUGGUCUGAGAGAUGCAGAAGUAUCAACCCUCGUGGAGAAACUUGGUGGUAGGGUCGCGGUGAAGGCGUCGAUGAAACCAGACGCGUUGUCCACAGCUGGGUUGGCGGAGAAGGGAGUCGCGAGGAUCAGCGUAGGACCAAGCCUUCAUGCUAUUGCCAUGCAGGCUGUGAAAAAGGCUGCAUCAGAGCUUCUGGCAGGAGGGAAGCUAACCUAG